AUGACCGCGUGCCUGUACUGCGAGCCGGCGUUCACCGCGCUGGUACUCUCGUCACGUGGAGUAUCGGGCCGAGCGCACGCGCCUGCCCGCCGCGCUCACCGACAUGACCGCGUGCCUGUACUGCGAGCCGGCGUUCACCGCGCUGGUACUGUGCCCUCACUAGCUCGUCACGUGGAGUAUCGGGCCGAGCGCACGCGCCUGCCCGCCGCGCUCACCGACAUGACCGCGUGCCUGUACUGCGAGCCGGCGUUCACCGCGCUGGUGGAGAAGCACCGUGCGGUGACGUCACGCGGUGGGGGGGCGCGCGGGCGGGGAGGGAGGGCGCGAAACAACAAACACCGCAACAAGCAGCCCAAGGACAAGAUGGCGCAACUCGCUGCGUACUUCGUGUGA
This is a messenger RNA of Colias croceus (clouded yellow), 393 nucleotides long. Its product is annotated as DNA topoisomerase 3-beta-1-like. Lineage: Eukaryota; Metazoa; Arthropoda; Insecta; Lepidoptera; Pieridae. The transcript is spliced from 3 exons. Bases 1 to 393 code for a protein of 130 amino acids. The record is from RefSeq and is a predicted model, not a curated record.